AUGAUUCGACAUGGCGAGAAACCUCGGAAUCCAAACGACCAUGGCUUAACCCCAGACGGGGUCAAGCGGGCACAGUGUUUGAGACAUGUUUUCGGUCAAGAUUCCGAGUACAACAUUGGGCAUAUCAUGGCACCUCGUGUGAAAUGGGAUGGCGCGCAUGGCCGUGCGUUUGAAACCGUUCUACCCCUUGCCAACGAUCUCGGUCUCACAGUUGACACGCACUGCAAGCGCAACAAAGUGAAAUGCGUGGCUAAGACGAUCAGAUCGUAUGAUGGACCGGGCAACAUUUUGAUUGCAUGGCGACACUCGAGGAUGGGUGGGAUUGAGGAGGAGCUUGGUGCUUUGGAGCCUAUUGAAUAUCCGGAUGAGCGGUAG
Molecule: messenger RNA, 375 nt
Organism: Penicillium expansum
Lineage: Eukaryota; Fungi; Ascomycota; Eurotiomycetes; Eurotiales; Aspergillaceae
Product: putative phosphoglycerate mutase family protein
Exons: 2
Coding region: 1-375 (124 amino acids)
Source: RefSeq, a predicted model, not a curated record